Molecule: messenger RNA, 1815 nt
Organism: Caenorhabditis auriculariae
Lineage: Eukaryota; Metazoa; Nematoda; Chromadorea; Rhabditida; Rhabditidae
Source: the annotation of a GenBank genome assembly
AUGAAUAAAGAUCAAAAGCAACUGCUUGAAAUGGAGCUGGACAAUCCUGUCGAUGAUGACCUCCAGAAAGCCCAAGCUGCGGCCGAUGAGCUGGAAGCUAGAGAGCGCAGUUAGUUUUGACUCUAUCUAUAUCAUUAUUUAGGGAAUAAAAGAGUCUGACUUGCUUGUGAGUUCUUUUCUUUAUCUGGUAAAAUUAGAAAAAAAUUUCUAAUGCUUUUUGAUGAUUUUUUCCGAAAGGGUAUUUAGUUGAAAAAAUAGAAGGACGAAGACUGAUUAUGAAAGUUACAGGCCUCGUUGCAAACAACAUCGAAACGCGGGAGCUCCCGAGCGACCCGGUAAUGCCCGUUCAUGGGCGCCAAGAAGCGGGCCCUCCCGCAGAGUUCUUUGUAAUUGCUGAACUCGAAGGCGAGAGCGGUGAGUUUUGUAUUGAAAUACAUCAUUCUUUUCAAAAUCAAACUUCUGACUUGUCUUUGCCCUUUUUUUACCUGGCAAGGUCAAAAGAUUUUUGAAACACUCUUUGAUGAUUUUUUCUCGCAAGAGAAUCUUGGUAAAAAAAGUAGUGAUAAGAUAUUGAAACUGUUUGUAAAAGAAUGAAAACUGAUUCCAAAAGUUACAGGCCUCGUUGCAAACUACAUCGAAACCCGCGGAUUCCCGAAUGACCCGGUGAUGCCCGUGAACGGGCGCCAAGAGGCCGGCCCUCUUGCACAGUUCGCCGAAAUUGCUGAGCUCGAAGGCGAGCGCAGUAAGUUUCGAGUUUUUAUACAGUCGUUCUCUACGAAAUCGAACAGUCUGACUUUUUCCGAUUUUUUUUCUACCAGGCGAGGUAACAAAAAAUCUUUCGGAGCAUCAGAUCCUUGCUGAACGACAGUCGAGGCAUUCUCAUAAAGUUUCAGAUCUUCUGAUUUAGUUGGAAAUAAUUGAAUAAAGAAGAAAAAAAAACAGUCAUCUCUUUUAUCCUUCCAAAAAACAAAAACAAAGAUUUUCGGGCUCUACAAAGUUUCGCCACUUAGCUUCAGGUUCCUGUAGUAUUUGAUCAAAAAUAGCAAGAUAAAAUCAAAUCCGCUGUAAAAAUGAUGAAGAUUGGGUUUACAAGUUUUAGACCGCGUUGGAAACGAACCCAGCCGCUACCUCGCCUUAUACCCGUUGAUCCCGACGGCGCCCGGGAUCGGGCAGCAGGAGGAGGCGAUUCCCGCGCAGUUCGCCAGAGCCGCCGAAUUUCCUGAACAUCAGCGCGUGAGUCUUCUCAUUCUUUUUUUUGUUUGGCUUGAAUCACUUAUCCAAAGCUUUUCACGACUCAUUUGACUUUUAUUUUGUUGAGACCGGCCAAUUAGAAAUAUUAGAAACCGUCACAUUCUCCCAAUGAUAUUUAUGGCGCGUUCAGGAGCAAAACGCGAAAUUUUUCGAAAUUCAAAAGAGCGUUCACGGCGAUACUUCGAAAUUAGCGAAUUUCGAUUUUUGAGAUAAUUUUGAGAAAUUUCAAAAAAUAGCGAGAAAAUUGGUUUCGCGCGAAAUGGGUUACGGUAUAUUGACAUUUUGUGUGCCAAACGCAGUUUUUUUUCUCUUUUUUUCUUUUUCAGAUAAUUUUUUUCUUUUAUUUUUCAAUUUUCAACCCGUUCAAAGUUAUUGAUUUUUAGAAAUAGUACGAAUGAAAGCCUUAAGUUAAUUUUUUUCGACUGUCUGAACUUAAAAAAAGUUCAAUUUUACUCAAAUUUCUUUUAUUUAUCGUUUUUUUAUUUUUUUCCAACGGAUGUAUCAGAGUGUUUGAAGUUGCAGGUCUCUAAACUAUGGCGGGUAUUGGAUUACCGAAAGUGCUAA